Xenopus laevis (African clawed frog) is the source of this 1864-nucleotide messenger RNA. RefSeq names its product SPARC related modular calcium binding 1 S homeolog (gene smoc1.S). Bases 200 to 1678 code for a protein of 492 amino acids. NCBI's taxonomy places the organism in Eukaryota, Metazoa, Chordata, Amphibia, Anura, Pipidae. Gene Ontology annotation, biological process: extracellular matrix organization. Gene Ontology annotation, molecular function: extracellular matrix binding; heparin binding; calcium ion binding. Gene Ontology annotation, cellular component: basement membrane. The transcript has 14 exons. The record is from RefSeq and is a predicted model, not a curated record.
GGGUUUAUAAUGGGAUCCCAAUGGAAGUGUUAAGAUCUGCUGCUGCUGCUGCUGCCGGUACAGGACGAGGAGGAGAAUAAAAGGAGACUCUGCGCUGAGUUCUGCACUCUCUGUCCCCACAUCUGAAUAUUCCUUUUAUUGCCUUUCUACAACUCCCUGGUUUUCUUUUGCUUUUUGCACCUGUAUAAGAAGAGGCAACAUGACCCCAAGAGGGAUUGUACUUUUUGUAACUUACCACUUUGUCCUUCUGCAUCUGCCUCAGUGUUUGAGCCAAAGAGCGACUGGCCCCAGGUUUUUAAUAGGUGACCGGGACAAAGAGCCUCAAUGUAAUCCCCACUGCACCAGACCACAGCAUAGACCGGUGUGUGCUUCCGAUGGUCGGACCUAUGAAUCUGUGUGCGAUUAUCAACGAGCCAAGUGCCAGGACUCUACGCUCAGUGUGACCCACCGUGGAAGGUGCAAAGAUGCCAGUCAGAGCAAGUGUCGUCUGGAAAGAACUCAAGCUCUUGAACAGGCAAAGAAGCCCCAGGAAGCUGUGUUUAUUCCUGAAUGCAAUGAAGAUGGAUCAUUUACACAAGUGCAAUGUCAUACGUUCACGGGAUACUGCUGGUGCGUCACCCCUGAUGGCAAACCUAUCAGCGGCUCUUCUGUACAGAACAAAACACCUGUAUGUUCAGGUUCUGUAACUGAGAAGCCCUCAAAUCAGGGCAAUUCCGGCAGGAGAGUUUCUUUUCGAUUCUUUCUUACCCUCAAUUCAGAUGAUGGAUCAAAGCUCACACCCACCAUGGAAAGUCGGCAUGUUUUCGAUGGGGAUGGGAGAAGAGGCCCUCACCCAAUACUUAGGGGUGAAAUUCAGAAUUCGGAUCUUCCAUCACAAAACGUAGGGGGUGGGCUCAUAGACAUCACGGCACCUACACUCUGGAUUAAGCACCUUGUCAUCAAAGACGCCAAGUUAAACAGCUCAAGCGUUAAACACCCAGAGAAAGCCAAUUCCUGUGACCAGGAGAGACAAAGUGCUCUGGAGGAAGCCAAACUGAACCCGAGAGAAGGAAUUGUGAUCCCGGAAUGUGCCCCAGGAGGACUUUACAAACCUGUGCAGUGCCACCAGUCCACUGGAUAUUGCUGGUGCGUUUUAGUAGACAACGGUCGUCCAUUACCUGGAACAUCUACACGCUAUGAAACUCCUGUGUGCGAAAGUGAUGCCAGAUGGAAAACUACGGACGCCGACGACCCAUUUAAAGACAAAGAAUUAGCAGGUUGCCCAGAAGCAAAGAAGUUGGAAUUCAUCACCAGUUUAUUGGAUGCUCUCACUACGGACAUGGUGCAGGCCAUCAACUCAGCAGCGCCUGCUACAGGCGGGAGAUUCUCAGAGCCAGAUCCCAAUCACACACUGGAGGAACGAGUGGUCCUUUGGUACUUUAGCCAGUUAGACAGCAAUGGCAGCGAAGACAUAAAUAAGAGGGAGAUGAAGCCCUUCAAAAGAUACGUCAAAAAGAAAGCCAAACCCAAGAAAUGUGGCCGGCGAUUCACUGACUACUGUGAUCUUAAUAAGGACAAAUCCAUUUCAUUUUCAGAGCUUAAAGGCUGUCUAGGAGUCCGCAAGGAACCAGGUACAAAUGCUGGAAAUUUCCCUCUUGGAAAGAGGCCCGGCUCUAACCCCUUCAGUCGCCUUAUGUAGGAGAGUCGGGGAGAAGCAGUCGCACACGAUACCAAGGAGACGAGAGAGAAGAGCGGAAUGAUCUGGGCGCAGUCGCGGAGCCACCGAUGGGUCGCACAAUGUUUGCACUUUUGAGUGAACUUUAUUCAUAAGGUUUUUUUUAUGUUCCAUUAUCUGAAUGGAAAUGAGAAGAAAAUGUUGCUUUUU